This is a messenger RNA of Porites lobata, 9218 nucleotides long. NCBI's taxonomy places the organism in Eukaryota, Metazoa, Cnidaria, Anthozoa, Scleractinia, Poritidae. The record is from the annotation of a GenBank genome assembly.
AUGGAUACCAGUGACAAAUCGUAUGUCCAUGACGUGGUAGUAUCGAGGGUUGAAAAUGUAGAUAACGACGGAUUCACUGCUUGUGUGAUGGCGGCAGGAUAUAACGAACGAAAGUCGUAUGCUAACGUGACAGUUGACUGGAUGGCGUACCAAGGUGCUCCAGUGGGUGGUGUGACUGGUGAAGUGCGCAUGUCACAGUGGUGGACUGGUACGACUUGUGCGACUGUCAUGUUUCCUACAGUGAGUGGCCUUUGUUGGGUUUUCUUGUCCUUCCCAUUCUUUUUAAGAUCAUAUCUUUUGAAACGCCUCACUUCUGCUGAGGUCACUCAGUUAAUAACAGAUCGUUUUUAAUAUGCAUCAGCAGUGAUUUGUCGUAAUGGUGCAGCCGUACACUUAUGACCAUUAGUCGAACAACGUCAUGGUAGUGCAAAUUAUUCUUUUACCAAUUUCCAGCAUAUCACAAAUGUCAUGGGUUCCUUUUUGCAAUAAAUACGAAAUUGAUUCCUGUUCGUGGCUUUCUAAGAGUUAAGAGUUGCUUGAUUCGGAUUUAUUUUUCAGGGAAAAUUCUCUGGGAUACCGUCGGUAUUUGUGACUGCCAAGCAUUACAAUCCAGGAUUAAAACGUGACGCAGCAAGCGCAUGGAUUGAAGAUGUCACACAAUCAUCCUGUAAAGUUUGCUUGAGAGAAUUGCAAAACUACGCUGGAUCACACCAAGACGUUGUUGUUGUAAGUAACACUAAUCUCAUGGAAUCGAACGAACAGCGUUUUUCAUUGGAAACUAAGUGCAGCAGACUCAUCUCAUCUUUUCGCUUUUUUACGCUUCCAGCAGUUGGUCCAGCAGAGAUGCACGAUUUUUUGCUUGAAAAUAUAUUUCCCUCCAUCUGUUUCCUCUUCAUCCGGCUUUGUCAACCCAACCAUGUUAUUGCUUUCUUGUAACCUAAGAUGUCGGUGGCUGUUUUAUAUAAACCUUGUUGAUAGAUUACCAUCUUAUUUUCGACGUUGUCACAAUCUUUUGGUAGUUAGGACGUGAGAAUGAAAUAGAAUUCUUCCUUUUUAUUGUUAUUUAUUCAUUUAUUUAUUUACUUUAUUUCAGAAUUGGUUAGCGUUUUCAUAUCUUGACGAGCCUCCCUUCUCAGAACACAAUUCGAUUUACUUUUCGAAUGAUAAACCUCUCGCGCAGAGUCACUAUAAUGCCUUCUGCAAGGUCAGUAUUCCAGUCCUUUCAUUAGUCUUAUGGGUUUCAAUUCCCGUCACAGUGCACUUAAUUUUAUUGAAUAAAUUUACUAUCAGAGAGCAAAAGAAAACGGUUCCCCUAUCAUGUCUCUAGUGAUGGUUGUUGCAUUUAGUCAGUUUAGCAGGCUGCCUGUCAUAUUCCAAUGAAUAUUUAAAAUGAAAAUGAAAUAUAGAUUAUAAAUGCCCUAAUGCGGAAAAAGUCUUUACCUUUAUGUAAAUGUCAGAGACUGAAUUUUUACAAUUAUGCAAUUUCUUUUGACAGGACGCUUCUUUUACUAAAGUUCAUAACUCAAGUCCACAUGUGUUUGUUUCUGCCAAUCAUUCCACCAAAAAUGGACGUCAGAGUCCAAUUCAUAACAUCAUAGCUGAGUGGGUAGAGGUAUGUUUUUAUUUUUUUAUUUAUCUACUUUUUAAUAUAUUUUAUGAAUUUGUGUAACAUACCACUUGCAACCACACUUACAUGUGUUGUGUGCAUGUUUGAAAACCUUAUGAAUUUCAAAAUACGAAUGACUGUAACUAACACUGUCUAUUUUACAAUACAGAAUGCGUUCUAUUGAGAAUAACAGCUUAUAAAACACAGGUCGUGCGAAAAACAGCCCAAAAGUUAAAUUUUAUGUUUAACUAACGAUCAGGCAUAACCCUUAGCUAGUAAAAUGGCCAUGAAUUAUGGAAAGUCGUUAAAACUGUGUUUAAAAAAAGUUGUGUAGCUGUAUAGCAGAAGGUAAGCAAAUGUUGUCAAACAAAAAGCAAUGAGAAAACUAAAACUGAUGUUAAGCAAGAGAGAAUGAGCUAAGAAAGCGGAUCCCUGUGGCCCAUGAUGAUUAUUUGAAAUCUAUUGAAAGUUCCCACGCGUGCGAUGAAGGUUAUUUUUAUCUGCUGUUUCCGUUACGCGCGCGGUCUACUUUCCCGUGAAUGCGACAUAUUUCGCCUCCAAACAUUUGAAGUUUGACAGCAGUUACAGCAAUUAUCGCAUGAGAGGUUUAAGUUGUUGACAUGUAAUAACGCGCACUCAAUUGUCCUCUUUCCUCUUCCCUUUGAAGCCCUGUAAAGCAAACUUGUUGAACAGGGUUGAUCACUUCCUAAUAUGCGUCAAACUGAGAAAUAUGGAAAGUCUUCUGGUCAAGACCUACCUGAACUGUUCUAUAGUUUUUUUUUCUGCUAGCAAGGGAGAAAAUACGCCGUCCGCCGUCUGUGUGAACUACUUCAUGAGCUGAUAAAUAUUCCUUUCUUGCAGUACAUCAACAAGACAGGCUUUCGUGCUUGUGUCAAAGAAUUAUAUGAAGCAAAAUAUGACCCAUUGUCAGUAACGUACACAGUUUUGUCAGGUAAGAGCUCUACUGCUACAAAACUAAUAAACUUCAGUACUUACAAGUCUCUAAAUGAAAAAAAAAAAAAAAAAGAAUACAGGGAAUACACAAAAGAAAUGCACAAAAACUGGAGGAAAUAAUAAAAAUUGUAUUCGGGUGAUGAUAAAAAACAACGUUCAUCCCUUUUUCCAAAUACCUAUUAAUGUGUAUAAUGGAGUGCUUUAUAGCGGAGCUCUCGCGCGCGAAUCGCGCGCAGCGGAGCACCAUGGGUAAAAAAAUGUGGUAAACUAAGUUACCCAUCCAAGAAAAUUUGGUAAUCACGUGACCGUACACAGACCGCCCGCCCGCCCGACCGUCCGUCCGCACCACAGGCAUACCAAUGUGAAAUAAUUCAAUCAACCGGUAUGGCAACCCAAAUGCAACUCAAGGUUGUAUUUGGAAAGAAAUCGCCUGGCCGCCCGGACUUUUAGAAAGAAAAAACAACAACAAAGUCGUGUCUUUUUCGACGUUAUAUUUGAUGUUUACACUCGCGUGGAUAACAGAGAAAGAGCUAGAGCGAUUAAUUGAAAACAAAAGAGACGAAUUUUGUAGGAAGAAAAACAUGAAAAUUCAAAGCGGCUGUGAGACAAUGAGAAAUGCUAGCGGCCAGCAAGGUGAAAAUGAGUGGCAGUGAAAAAUAAAAGCGAACAUGAACACAGGAGACAAAAUAUUGGGUAAGCACAUACGACCAUUCCUCCACAAAAAUAAUGUGUAACUAGUAAGUUUGACGUUUUAGUCCUACAAAAAAAAAACCACCUAUUAUUAACCAGAGUUUCGCUUCUAGCCCUGGCUAAAUCUAUAUAUUAAUACUUGCAGUUGUUUUUCUCUUAUGUAUUGCAUUUAUUAAUUUUGUCCUGAACAAAAAGCUUCUGCUUUUCCAUUUCCUUUUUUUUCGCAAAACCGGAAAUAACAAAAAUGCCCGAAGUAUUUAACUGCUCCUAAAGCCAUACAUUUUAAGCAAUAUCAUUUUGCAGUUCACUAAUUCCUACUUUGUAUACGCGCAGACAUCUGUCCAUCUGGAUGGGAUUACUUCAAUGGAUACUGCUAUUUAACAAGCUCUGUAUGCGCACCUUGGGUGACUGCUGUGUCCAACUGUUCAGCAAUGAACUCACAUCUGGUAACAGUGCACAACCAAGAAGAAAAUGUCUACAUUCAGCACCGUCAUAAUGGAGAGCGAUCAUGGAUUGGACUUAAUGACCGAAGCGUUGAGGGAUCAUUUGUCUGGACAAACAAGGAAAUAACCAGUUUUCGGUUCUGGGCUCCGCAACAACCAAACAACAGGAAAAACGAAGACUGUGUUCACACUCUGGGUGCCAAUGAUGGCUACACUUGGAACGACGUUUCCUGCGAUAACUGCUAUAACUAUACUUGUGUUCGAGGUAAAAGCGGUCAUCAGGUGCGUUUUACAACUUACAUUAAAUGAUCUGUUAGUUGGCAUCUGGGGUAAUCUUAUGUUCUGUAAAGGGUUGUGGCUCACUUCAAUAUUUUAUGCCAGGAAUGUAACCAAAACAACAAAAAAGCCAUCUAAUGUAAGCGCACAUUAAUGUAGUAUCAUCUUUCAGUCAUAGUUAGUAGAGGAGAUUGGUUGAGAAUGCAUCAAAGCUUAAGAUUAAGAUUUUUUUUUCUUUUUUUUUCACAAUAAAUGAAUGCGACGUUUUUGUAGCCGGCCUGUGUACAGCGGACGCCCCCUCCCCCUGUUUUGAGGUGAGGGGGCAUCUGUACACAGGCUAGGUUUUUAUUGGUGAAAAGGAUCAAAAUGAUAAGAAUGCUAUUGAACGUUUCACACCGUCGGUUGAGUCCAAACACCUUUAACAAAAAAACAUACUAUUAUAAUAAAGGCGCUUGUAGGGCUUUAUAGCCAUUCCACUGUUAUUAACUUUGUUUCAGUUUAUGUUUCAAACUCGUACGACUAUAUCAAGGUAACAAUGGGCAUGCAGCCGAGCUUAUUAGACAGUUGUUAAGGUGUCAUAACGUGAGAUUAAAGCAUUGUGUCCAGUGUUUGGUAAAAUUCAAAGUAAUUUCGCUUUUUCUUUUCAAGAGUUUUGUGAUGAAUUCAAGUUGAGAAUAUCAUUUCAGAAAAUAAGCACGUAGCAAAGGAAAUCUGAGUGAAUGAAACACAGUGAUUUCUUUUAGAAAUUGACGAAUGCACAACUAACUAUCACAGAUGUACUGUGAAUGCUGCUUGCCAGAAUACCGUGGGCUCAUACAAAUGUACGGGCAAAGCUGGAUACUCUGGAAAUGGCGGCAAAUGCGUUGGUAAGUACUGAACUUUGCUUUUGUCGGUCCAUAUUUUGCCCUUUAGCUUCGCAAACUGACCGACUUAGUUGUCCUCUGUUCUGAUUUUAUUUAUUAAAUUAUAGACUAAAUAAAUAUGCUUUAUAGUGUAUGUACAGAACUAUUAUUAUUUUCUCUAUCUUUUGGGGUCAAAACUUUCUGAUAAGCCUUCAGUGGGUAUUUAAUCGGAAGUUUGAGCAGUAAAAGAAUACUUGCACUAAUGUGUGCACUCUAAAUCAGACAGAUCUGUUUUAGCCCUAAAACUACGGCCGUUUCGGUAAGUAAAAUACAGUCCUAUUUUUUAGUCUAAUUUGGUGCCCUUAAAUCAGGGCCAAUACAGUCCAAUUAGCUAGGGCUGAUUUGGUCCCAGGGCUGAAAUGGGCCCUAACGUGGGGUGGAAUAGCCUUUUGAUUGAGCUUUUAUGGCCUGAAUUGUGUUCAAAUGGCUCCAGGAAGGGCUGAAUCAGACUUUGGCCUGCAGGGCUGAAUUGACACUAGGGCUGAAACAGAUCUUUUUAAUUUUCAGUGUGGAACAACCUUUUACACGAAUUUUGAUUCCUUUAAUCAAAACAAUUACGAACUUCCGUUUGGGUAUAUAUUUGUUUUGACUUUAAGAACUUCACUGGUAAUAACGUAAAAGUUUGAUUUGAUUUGAAAAAAAAAACUCGAAAACUAGGCGAAAAUUUCACUUUUAGACCUCAAGGUCGCCCCAAUUCAGACUGAACGCAAUAAAAAGCCCCAAGGGGUCUGACAUGUCUGAAUAGACGAAAGUCGGGAGGAAAUGUCAAGGAAGGUAUUAGCUUGUGUUUUCGGCGCAUGAAAUCAAUAUUUCAUUAUUUUGUCUUCUUUUUUAGAAAUCGACGAGUGUAGGAGCAAAACCCAUAGCUGUGACAAAAAUGCGUUAUGUAAGAACACUGACGGAUCUUUUACUUGCACCUGCAAUCGCGGUUACAAGGGAGAUGGAAAGAAGUGUAGAGGUAUCUAUCUAGCGCUCUUUAAAGGUGGCUUUCCAGCGUCGCGUAAUUUUUACGUGCGUAGGCGCUUUAGUUUUAAGUACGUAUAUAAAAUAACGGCUAUGUAUCAAAGGUUGUGCGUAAACGUAAAACUUGAACCUUGCUCAACUUUUACGCGCGGCCUUUCAUACAUUGCCUCCAGGGCCCUGACUACCUCUAUUAUAUUUAUGCGCGUACAUUUUACGUGCGUACGCACAUGAAUAUCACGCGGCAGUGGAAAUCCACCCUAAGUUCUUGAUCACCUAACGAUAUAGUUUAUACAUCCAGCACGUGCGUUCAUUCCAUUGCUUGUAUUUAUUCUCCCUGGCACCGGUUGUUCAAACGCUGGAUAGCGCUUUGCAUCAGAUAAAUCACUACACAGUGGAUAAGUAUUAGUAAAACUGACUGCGCUAUCUACUGGAUGGUGAUUUAUCUAGCGGCUAGCCUUAUUCAGCUUUUGAACAAAUUGUCCAGGUAAUUUUAUAACACUACCAUAGCCACACAAUCCGUCGCGUUCAUCUGUAACGUAGAUUUAAAAGAAUAGAAUGUAAAGGAAGAAUUAUCAGUUUACUUGCCUUCUAAAGGUAAAAUAAAUGCAGUUUAUGAUUUUCAUUUAGAUAUCGACGAGUGUACAAGCAAAAUCCAUAAAUGUGACAGAAAUGCGUUAUGUAAGAACACUGAAGGGUCUUUCACCUGCACCUGUAAACCCGGUUACAAGGGAGAUGGCAAGAAGUGUAAAGGUAAAUAUCUCAGUAGAACACGCAAUUAUCGCAUUCUCUGCUUUUAAUUUAUUAGACUGAGGCAAACACAUUUGUCGUGGAUUCUUAGCUGUGAACUGGAAUUAGCCUACAGUACGUACAGGCUUAAGCCGGGAAAUCUGUUCACAUGCAUUAUUAUUUUUAAUGAUUUUCCUCCCUAGUAGCCUCAACUCUAAAUUACUUCUACUUCCAGCAACAGGAAUCACUGCUCAUCUGAAUGAAUAAAGCAAGAUCCGGGAAGCCGUUUACCUGUAUAUUAUUAGUCAGAUUUUGAGUCUCUUUUCACAGUUGAUCUGUAAUGUUGAUAUCUAUUUUGUUGUAGCGACACGCGGGCUGUUUUCCUACGAUCCCGCUCAAUCCUGCAAAGAAAUCAAGGACUUAGGUAUCUCCAAUGGCGACGGGGAGUACUGGAUUGACCCUGGAAGGACUAAUAGUCCUUUCAAGGCAUAUUGUGACAUGACAACUGACGGAGGUAUGGUUUGAGUUGAAGCUAGGGGAAACCCAUUUUUCUAAAGUAAGUUCAGGAAAUUCUAAAUAUCUACCUUGAUCUAAUACCUAAAAACAUGGCCAAAACAGCAAAACUACAUCUCAUACUUGAAGAAUAUCAAGUAUAUCAAGACAAAGCAUCCCCUUGGAUCCUCAAUUUGCCGAGGAACAGGAACGUGAAAUCCAUCAGUUUAUCAAUUUUUCUUAUAACUGUUAAGUGCUACCAUGGAGAAGUUGUUUGAAUGAAUAAUAAUAUGCAUUUUUUGCGCCAAGCCUCGUUUUAGUAUCAAUUUCACACUAGCAAGCGCCUAGCGAGUCACGAAUUUCUUAGUCUCGGGUUCCUAGUUCUGUACAGUACCGCAAACAAUCCCCAAAGUAGACCGUAAAUGAUCCCCAUUGUCGACCGCAAGUGAUCCCGUGAAAAGUAGAGGACUGGAAUACUGUUUUAGGCAUGGAUGGUGAAUGUGCUGAGAGUUUGCACAUCGCGUAGAACAAUGAAUAAAUAAAACUGUUUCUUUUGGUACUUUUUUCUCCUUUCGUUAUUCAAGCAUUUGAUGUUUCGUUGCUGUGAAGAUUUAGGACAGGAAGGAAGUUAAGAAGGAAAUUUUUCUUUCAUUUUAACGCCUAGGAAUAGGGAAAUAUGACCCCGGAAUAUGAUCCCUUUAUUUAUCACUCUGUACCGGGUUUUGGUUUAUUUCGAAAUACGCUUAGUAACUACAACUAGUGAAAAUGUUGCGUCUAGUGGUAAGGACCCUGUCGGCGCAAACCUGUAUAUUCAUUUUCCGUGUCUUUACUGCUGGAGACACAGACAGUUACAAAGAUACAACAUUAGGGAAAGAGAAACGAAGGAACGAUUAAGUGGAACAUUUUGUACCCAUGAGCAAAGAAUUAUCUUAAUGGGGUUCAGUGUACUAGAGCGAGCUUUUAUCUGGGGUCGUUUUCAAAGAUUUUCACGGUUACAAAAGUUGUCAUUUUCUAAAGUUCAUACGAAGUAUCCGAAAGAUCGGAUUUGAGCAAUUUUUUCUUAUUGCAUCUAAUUGUUCUACAGUAUGUGAGGUUUAGUGCAGUUAAGCUUUAAUGUUAACCAGCAAUUAAGCAGAGCUAUUGUUUUACUGGUUGCAUUUAAGUUCUUUUUUUGUUUGCAUUUAUUUGUGUAAUGUUCAAGGUUUCUUUCUUUUUCAGUCUUGGCAUUUAUUUGUUAAAUUAAUUCAGUUGAAUUAAUUCGUUUUGUUGCGAUAAUAAACGUGACACGAUGAACCAGUAACUUAAGUCUAGGCCAUUCUCGGAUUUUCCUCUCGGGAUCAUUUGCGGUCCAUUUUGGGGGAUCAUUUUCGGUCUGAGGACCACUUACGGUCACGCGGGAUCAGUUGCGGUACUGUACAGUUCGCCUGAGUAAUAUUGCAAAACAUUGAUAAAGUUCACAGCCGGUAGCCUCCCAGGUUUUUAGGGGUUCGUCACGCGUUCCUGCCCAUGGGAGGCUACAUCUGGGUUUCCGCCGUGUGAAUUAUUUUGAACUGAACAUUACUGCUUGUUUUGGCCCACAUGACUUGAUAAACCAAAUGCAAUGAUAAACAUUUAUCGAAUUUCAGGGGGAUGGCUUCUUGUAUCCAACGUUGUUUCGCACGGUUCAUCUCCCACUCAGUUGCCAGUUAAGACAUCGUACCGCGGAGUAAGCAGCAAAGAGAUGGUACUUACAAAAAGCGCCAUGAAGGAGCUGAGGAAGCACUUGUAUUUCACUCGGAUAACAUUCCGCUGCAAAAAAAGAGGAGGUCGUACAUUUCACAUCACCACGGCUGCUAACAGCAAAGGUGAGGCUGCUGUGAAAUACUUCAGUGGUGAGACAGAUGUGAUGCCUGCCUCUUGUGGCUCGUUUGUGAUCAUGAGCAAUGAUAACUCGCGGUUAGCAAGAACCUGCAAGGAUUGGGGAUACCAAAGAGGUUCUUACAAAGUUGGCAAAUGGGGGCAUGAAAGAGAUCAGGAUCGAUUAUACAACCACGCUGCUUUUGUAAUGGCAGCUUACCACUGGCUUCUUACACCAUCUGGCAGGUGGGAAUGCGACGAUUAUAAUGUGGGAGUGUCCCCUGGCGAUUUUUGGAAAGUCUUUGUGCGAUAGGAAGUCACCAUAACGGA